This is a messenger RNA of Cydia amplana, 1754 nucleotides long. It is a transcript of the gene Polr3E, whose product is annotated as DNA-directed RNA polymerase III subunit RPC5. The transcript has 8 exons. The record is from RefSeq and is a predicted model, not a curated record. Gene Ontology annotation, biological process: tRNA transcription by RNA polymerase III. Bases 104 to 1549 code for a protein of 481 amino acids. Gene Ontology annotation, cellular component: nucleus; RNA polymerase III complex. Lineage: Eukaryota; Metazoa; Arthropoda; Insecta; Lepidoptera; Tortricidae.
CCGAAACGAAUAGUCGGAUGUAAUUUGGGAUAUUUCUCUAUUAUAUUUUCAUUUAAUUUCAUGAAACGCCUAUGUUAUUUUUGCAUUGAAAACAUUGUUAACAAUGGAAGAAGAAGAUCCGGUUGUUCAAGAGAUCCCAGUGUUUCUAUCUCAGGCGUUGGCUAGUAACUUGUACAUAUAUCAGUACCCCGUGAGGCCGGCGAACAGAGAAUGGAAGGAUGUUAAUGUGGUCAAUGCAUUUAUCAAGCCUAAUAACAAACUGGUACGGUUGGAAGUUGGGCUGGACACCUACAGCGAUAAGUACUGCUCGUCCAAAGGCGAGCAGAUCGCCAUAAAUACUGAUGGCCAACAGGAAUCCAGGUACAUUAAAGACAAAGAGCGGGAGAAGGCUCAGUACUUCAACAGCGGGAUUAUGGAUAAGAUGGUAUUUGAGAGCAGCGCACCCUGCCCGGACACACAGCACUACGCAGUAGCCAUUUUACAGGACAAAGAGCUGCACUGCACACCAAUUAAAGGGAUUGUGCAAAUGAGACCAUCUUGCUCUUAUUACGAUAAGCAAGACAAGCGGAAGAAUGAUAAAAACAAGGCUGAAAACUCUGAUGAUGAAGAAAAAGAACCGGAAGCUCAACAGGUAACAGUAAAAUUCGCCCGGCAAGAAACGGAUGUUGCAAAGAAGGCCCGGGAGAAAUCUUACGAGUCCGUAUCUCAGCGUAUCGCCGAGGAGCCCUGGUACCACGCGCUAUGGAAGCAUGCGGACACGGACUAUGCAGAUCUGGAGCGCCUGAAGUUGUUCAGCGCGGCCACGGGCCAGGGCUCGGCGCUGGCGCUCCGCGCGCGCGAGUACGUGCGCGCGCUGGUGCCGCCGCCGCCGCCCGACGAGGCCCAAGCGGCCCCCAAGCGACCGGACCCGGUCGAGCAGCUUACUGACAUACUUAACAACGCCAAACUCAUGACGUUUGACGACCUCCGCUCGCUGAUCCGCACCGAAUCCGGGCCGCUCAGUGAAUCGGCCCUACUCUCCCUGCUCAGCGGGCACGCGUGCUGCGUCCGCGGGCUGUGGACCGCGCGGUCCGCGGCCCUCGGCGCCGGGGCCACGGCGGCGUUGUGGCGCGCUGCGAGGGACCAUGUGCUUUACCUGUUCACCCAACACUCCUACAUCGACCGGCGGAAGGUAGCGGCAUCCGUCCGCCUCCCGCCACAAGACGUACUCGCCAUCAUCCGCUCCGUCGCCAAGUUCAACCCCAAGACCGGCUGGGAACUCCUCAUCCCCCCCGACUCGGCCUUCGAGGCCAAACACCCCGAACUCAUCCAACGACAAAACCUCUACUGGGAAGCCAGGCAAAGAUUAUUCAACGAGAUGCUCAUAGGAGAAACGGUCCCCAAGCGACAGCGGAAGAAAUCACAAAGAGACUCCAUCAGCUCCGAUAUCAUGAGCCCGAAAGCCAGGGCCAAUAGUGUAAGCGAAGAAGACAGUGGAAAGAGAAAGAAGUCUGUGACCGGUGGGAAACGGACUAGGAAUGUGAGUUCUAGUAGUGUGCAGGAUACGUGAUUGUGUGUGUAGAUAGGUUAUCAAAUUGUGUGGUGACGCGUUGUUUAAAGCUGAUGGAGCUGGGCUGGAUGCUUUAAAGAGGUAUGGAAUAUACAAGUAUUUAAAAGUACAGUAGGUCGCCAUAACCAUUGGCUACAGUUGCAUUGUUAGUGUAGUUUUAGUUGACAAUAUAACGACUGAGAAAUGUACCAUGCGCAAAAUGGUC